This is a messenger RNA of Cuculus canorus (common cuckoo), 10936 nucleotides long. It is a transcript of the gene PTPN21, whose product is annotated as protein tyrosine phosphatase non-receptor type 21. The record is from RefSeq and is a predicted model, not a curated record. The transcript has 20 exons. Bases 633 to 4289 code for a protein of 1218 amino acids. Gene Ontology annotation, cellular component: cytoskeleton. Gene Ontology annotation, molecular function: protein tyrosine phosphatase activity. Gene Ontology annotation, biological process: protein dephosphorylation. NCBI's taxonomy places the organism in Eukaryota, Metazoa, Chordata, Aves, Cuculiformes, Cuculidae.
GAACGCCUCCAGGAAAAGAAAUUAAAUGCACACACAGAGAGGCACCCAGAGACUGGUGAUUUGAAAAUAUUCCUGAGAACGCAAUUUGUGCUCAUGCAGUGCAGUGUCACAUGAAAGAGGCUGCCUGAAGAGCUGGCUGGCACAAGUUUAUUUUGUUGUAAUAUUUUCUUCCACCCCCAGCUCUUUACCCAGUGGAAUGAUAUCCAGAGCAAGUUUUUUGAGACAGGAAGUGAGGAAUGUUUUCACUAUGACUGAUCUGAAAAGAAGGUGGGUUAGCCGAGAUAGCAGCUGUUUUGGACAAGAGGAACACAGUAAGUCAGUUCCCGAGGAAUACAGAUGAGAUGGCUCUGGGAGAAAAAGUCUUGGAGUGCUGUGGGUUUUUUUGCGGCUAAACGUAUGUGAAAGGAGACUUGGUGUCUUUGGAUCGCUGCAAAAGGAUUCCAGUGGAUGCCUCUUCUACUUGUCUCUUGGUGGAAAACUUGCUUGUCUUUAAUGGAUACUGCUGCUGCUGGUUGAUCUCUGGAGACUUUUCAGCUCCUUACCUUUUGAGAGGAGAUACCCACUUGUCCCCUCUCAAGGUCCCUGCGGGAGUGGCUAUUUGUCAAUAACCACCUGCGGGGGGAAAAAACAAGAUGCCUCUACCUUUUGGGUUAAAAUUGAAAAGAACUCGACGUUACACAGUAUCCAGCAAGAGCUGCUUGGUGGCUCGUAUCCAGCUGCUGAACAAUGAAUUUGUGGAGUUCACGCUAUCGGUGGAAAGCACAGGCCAGGAAAGUCUGGAAGCAGUGGCUCAGAGGCUGGAAUUGCGGGAGAUUACAUAUUUCAGUCUGUGGUAUUAUAAUAAGCAGAAUCAGCGCAGAUGGGUAGAUUUGGACAAGCCUCUGAAAAAGCAGCUGGACAAAUACGCCUUAGAGCCAACUGUGUAUUUUGGAGUAGUGUUCUAUGUGCCUACUGUUUCUCAGCUUCAGCAGGAGAUUACCAGGUAUCAGUAUUAUUUGCAAUUAAAGAAAGAUAUCUUGGAGGGCAACAUUCCUUGCACACUGGAACAAGCAAUACAUCUGGCUGGUUUAGCUGUUCAGGCUGAUUUUGGAGACUAUGAUCAGUAUGAAUCUCAGGAUUUUCUGCAAAGAUUUGCUUUGUUUCCAGUGGGCUGGCUACAAGAAGAAAAAAUAUUGGAAGAAGCAACUCAGAAAGUUGCCUUGCUACAUCAGAAGUACAGAGGCCUUACUCCUCCUGACGCAGAAAUGUUAUAUAUGCAAGAAGUGGAAAGAAUGGAGGGCUAUGGUGAGGAGACCUAUCCUGCAAAGGACAGCCAAGGAAGUGACAUAUUCAUUGGAGCAUGUCUUGAUGGUAUCUUUGUGAAACACAAAAAUGGUCGUCCUCCUGUUGUAUUUAGGUGGCAUGACAUUGCCAACAUGUCCCAUAACAAAUCCUUUUUCGCACUAGAGCUGGCGAACAAAGAAGAGACAAUCCAAUUUCAAACUGAAGAUAUGGACACAGCAAAAUAUGUGUGGAGGAUGUGUGUGGCUAGACACAAAUUUUACCGACUAAAUAAAUGCAGCCUAGACUCCCUGGACUCUCCACCUGAGGAGGGCUCUCAGAAAUCUUCCCUCAUUCUUUCCCUUCCACGCUUUCCAAUCCUUUCUCGUCCUUCACUUCCCAAAGGGCAAACCCAGCCCAUUACAGUGAAUCCUGUUAGAAGGCGGUCUUCAUCCAGGAUGUCUAUGCCCAAGCCUCAGCCUUAUAUGAUGCCUCCACCACCUCAGCUGCAUUACAACGGUCAUUAUACUGAACCAUAUGCGUCCUCCCAAGAUAACCUCUUUGUGGGCAAUCAAAAUGGAUACUACUGUCACUCUCAGACUAGCUUGGAUAGAGCCCCUCAUGACUACGGUGGUCGGAUCCGCAAUGGUAGUGUCUAUAGUGCACAUAGCACAAACUCCUUGAACAAUCCACAGCAUUACUUGCAACCGUCCCCCAUGUCCUCUAACCCAAGCAUUACUGGAAGCGAUGUGCUCAGAACAGAUUACGUCCCAUCGCACCGACACAGUGCACUAAUACCACCUUCUUAUCGUCCCACACCAGACUAUGAGACCGUGAUGAGACAGCUCAACAGGGGAAUGGUGCACACAGAUAGGCAGAGUCAUUCGAUGAGAAAUCUUAACAUCAGCAAUUCAUAUGCGUACAGCAGGCCUGAUGCCUUAGUUUACAGUCAGCCUGAAAUACGCGAACAUGCGCACUUCACUUCCCCACAAUCAAACCAUUACCCAUUUAACCUGAACUACAGUUUUCAUUGCCAAUCCCCCUAUCCUUAUCCUGCUGAAAAGCGCCCAGUUGUUGGGGCAGUCAGUGUGCCCGAGUUGACAAAUGUGCAACUCCAGGCUCAGGACUAUCCAGCACCAAAUAUAAUGAAGACCCAAGUCUAUCGACCACCUCCCCCAUACCCAUACCCAAGACCUGCAAAUAGUACUCCAGACCUUUCCCGACAUAUCUACAUUAGCAGCAGCAAUCCAGAUCUUAUUACAAGGCGAGUCCACCAUUCUGUCCAAACAUUUCAGGAAGACAGCCUACCUGUGGCGCAUUCUCUUCAGGAAGUCAGUGAACCUCUAACGUCAGCACGCCAUGCUCAGCUGCAGAAAAGAAACAGUAUUGAAAUAGCAGGCUUGACUCCCAGCUUUGAAGGAAUGAGAAUUAAAGAGAGGACCAUGUCAGCUUCUGCAGCAGAUGUGGCUCUUCCAAGAGUUAUCUCAGAAGGGUCACAGCCCAACAUUCUGAUGGAGAGAACAAAGCAAAAAGAAAAUGAGCAAGAAGGUGUGAACUGUGAACAUAAGAAAACUCUUUCAGAUGCUACUAUGCUGAUUCAUAGUAGUGAGGAAGAAGAAGAAUUUGAAGAAGAAAACAAGACUAGUACAAGUCUUUCUCCGCUACCUGAAGAUCAAACCCAACUGUCAUCCAUUAUGGGUGGUUAUUCUCAUGAUUCAAUACUGAACUACCCUUAUAGCUCUGUUGCUUCAUCUGCUGGUCCUUUGCAUAUUCUUGAGCCUAAAUUGCAUAUUGCAGAGACAGAAAAGAGAAUGAAAGAUAUAAGCCCUGUCCAUUUACUAGUAGAAAGCCAGGUACAGAGAAGAGGGGAAGGAUUACUUACUCCAUCUAUGUCAGAAUCCGACCUUACAACAUCAGGGAGAUACAGGGUAAGGAAAGAUUCAGUGAAGAAGAGACCUGUGUCUGACCUUUUGUCUGGGAAGAAGAAUAUUGUGGAAGGCCUUCCCCCACUAGGUGGUAUGAAGAAGAACAAAAAUGAUGCAAAAAAAAUAGGGCCGCUAAAGCUAGCUGCCCUGAAUGGACUAGCUUUGACUAGAAUGCCUUUGCCAGAUGAAGGGAGAGAAGAAUCAACAAGAGCAACAAAUGAUGAACGGUGUAAAUUUCUGGAACAACGAUUAGAGCAGGGGAUGGUGUUUACUGAAUAUGAGCGCAUCCAGAAAAAAAGACUUGUAGAUGGCGAGUGCUCAAUAGCUCGGCUUCCUGAAAAUGCUGAAAGAAACCGUUUCCAGGAUGUCCUUCCUUAUGAUGAUACCAGAGUAGAGCUAGUUCCAACCAAAGAAAAUAACACGGGUUACAUCAAUGCAUCUCAUAUCAAGAUCUCUGUUGGUGGCAUAGAGUGGGAUUACAUUGCUACGCAGGGCCCUUUGCAUAAUACAUGUCAAGAUUUCUGGCAGAUGAUCUGGGAACAAGGGAUUGCCAUCAUAGCCAUGGUGACAGCAGAGGAAGAAAGUGGGAGAGAAAAAAGCUUCAGAUACUGGCCUCGUCUUGGUUCAAGGCACAACACCGUAACAUACGGCAGAUUUAAGAUUACCACAAGAUUCCGUACCGACUCAGGCUGCUAUGCAACUACGGGUUUGAAGAUUAAACAUCUUCUCACAGGACAGGAGAGAACAGUCUGGCACCUGCAGUAUACUGACUGGCCAGAGCAUGGCUGUCCAGAGGAUUUAAAGGGAUUUCUCUCAUACUUGGAAGAGAUACAGUCAGUGCGGCGCCAUACGAACAGCACUGCGGAUCCUAAAAACUCUAAUCCUCCUCUACUGGUACAUUGCAGUGCAGGUGUAGGACGAACAGGAGUGGUCAUACUGUCAGAGAUCAUGAUUGCUUGCUUGGAACACAAUGAGAUGCUGGACAUCCCACGAGUGCUGGACAUGUUGAGGCAGCAGAGAAUGAUGAUGGUGCAGACUCUAUCGCAGUACACUUUCGUCUACGGAGUUCUCAUUCAGUUUCUCAAAAGUUCUAGACUUAUUUAAUCCCUGCCACUUCCUAAGGGACGCUGCAAGAGUUUACAUAAAAUUACAGUUGUCCAGGCAGACCUGCUCUCACUGGUGUUUUGGUAUGAUGAAUCACAUGGUUACCUUUUAGGGCUGGUAUGUGACUGUUAAUUGCAAGUUGUGAUAACAGCCCCAGCAAAGCAGGAUCUUCGCUGGACUAAAUUCUUCCCAUGUUCAACUACAGUCAUAUUAGGGAAUGAUUUUACUUGUAACAGUCUGUAGUACUUGUAUACAUUCUUUAGAGUGGUGUUACUCUGGGCAAAGAAGUAUCUUAUGGAAUGGAAGUACAUGGCACAAUUUUACUAACAUUAUGUUUUAAAAGAUAAUUUUGUGAAAGCUAAAAUCUGUAGAUGCGCAUGGGGUGGGAAACCUGUUCCUUGGGAAUGUCAAGGUCUUAUGUGGUUUCAAUUUGCUUUCAAUUUUCUACUUAGAAUAAUACAUCUAUAUUUUUUAAAUGAAGUCUUGGUUUCCUCUGGUUUUCUCAGCAAAAUUAACAGCUCUUAGAUAUUUUAAGCUGUUGCUUUAAUGACAGUUAUUUUUAUAUUCAGCAUUUUUUAAUUUAAAAAAAACCAAACCAAACCAAACCAGCACCACAAUCCAAAACUUUUUAAGCAGCAUAAUAUUUUCAGAGAAGACUGACAAUGUUUGAACUAACUAACUUUUCAAAAAUCAUGUACAAAAUACUAGGGGAGGCCAUUGGUAGAUAGUUGUAGUGCUGUGUGAUAGAACUGAGAAGUGAAAGAUGAUGUGCACUGUUGAUAAAUUCCAUUUGAGCAGAGGCAUGUUUACCUCUUGAGUUGUGGGCAACAACCAGGGGAAAAAUAUUCUAAUUAUCAACAAGGUUAUUGGAAAUGAAUGGAUGAGAGAAAGUACAUAUGCAGUAUUAUUCAUAUAUUUAGAGGACAGUUUGAUUUUACUGGCUGAAAUCAAAGUGGAUGCAAAAGUUUAAGCACUUUUUUUUGCUCUGUUAUUUAUGUAGUUAAACAUAGAAAGUAUAAUCAUGCAUUGUUUCAUAUGGUAAAAUACUGUUACUAACCUGUUGUUUUAGGAAGAGCCUUUUAAGUUGAUGAAGUAAGAGAACCAAAAUUGGAGUAAGAAGGUGUAUCGUGGUGAAGUGGAAAUGAUAGUAUGAAACAUAAUGGAGGAAGUGUGGCAGCUAUGAUUGUUGGUUUACACAGUGCACAAAUGACCAUUAAAACUGCUUGUGUUUCCAGUGAAGAAAGCCUUUAAAGCACUGGAAGUUUCUGUAGAAUCCUCCAGACUAUUUUGUCAGUACUAGAAUAGAUUUUCCUAAUGCUGUGCAGCGUUGCAGUGAAGAAUAUCUACAGAAGCCAUUUGAGAACACUUCGAGAAUGUCAGAGCUCUUAGAAGCAGUGCAGGAGACAUGGAUAUUUUAGUAGCUGUGUAGGUGGCUGAGUCACUGGCUGUGGCAUGGACCUGAAGAUAAGUUGUACCUUUGGUAGUUUCCGUUUUGUCCCAUGGGUCUGGUGUAAUGAUAGUAUCCCUAAAUAAACCUCUGUCUGUGCUUUUCAGAUGGGGACAGUGUGGUUUUACCUGCUUUUUCAAGAGUUUCGAGAUGCUGAGUUGAAAAUCCCCAUUCAAAAGUGAACUAUUAGCUUGUAAAUAUCUGGUUUACUCCAGAAAGACCCUUAUGGCAGACAAGUGUGCAGGCGUGCUGAAGUGCCUGUUUCCUUUGAUACUUGCUUAGCAAAAUGAAAUGAGACUGAAAGUCAUUUUUAUCACUGGUGAAAUUACGUUAUUUUUCUGAGCACAUGGUUUUCAGUCAAGGGCUUGGAAACUAUUAUGAUUAAUUAAAACCCCUUCAAAACAAUAUUGUCUCCUAAAACAUUAAUUAGGAAUGAUGAAUAGCUUAUCUCUAUUUCCUCUGUAAUAAGCUACUUCCUCAAAGAAAAACAUACAAUCCAAAUGACAUUAUGCUAAUAUGUCAUUUUAUACAAAAUGUAUUAUUUUUAAGUACAUUAAAUUAAUCUGGUGCAUUUGAUCUGCUUUAAGACAGUCUGAAUCAUUCUACUCUCAGUAAAUGUAAGACUGACUAUUUCAGAUGAGGGAAACAAAUAUUCUUUUUGUAACUAUAAGAUGCCUAGGAAGUAUUAAGUGUCCAAUGUAAAGCUGGAGGUCCAGAGGAAACAAGUUACUGAGGACUGAUUCUUCAUACGUAAAUCUUGCAGACAAACCAGUUUGACAUAUAUACGUUAACAGAAGCAUUGAAAGAAAAAAAACAUAGUUAUUUGUAUCAUGCUGUGUUUUAAAAGACAGUGCUACUUUUUUCCACAGUUCACUUCAAUCUUCAGAAAUAGUUUUGAGUGGGAAAGUAUGCUCUAAAAUGCAGAUUGUAGCAUUUCUGUUUCUAAAGUUUUGAAUGUGAUCUUCAUAACCUGACACAUGCAGCUUUUAAUGAAAUUGUAUACAGCCGCAACUUCAAGUAACAAUUUUUAGCUGUUCAGCAGUUACUGGGACAGAACGUCAGCUGUGAGGCAUUGAAAGGAGCAGUUAAGACAAGCAAUGUAAUCCAGAGUUUAUGGGAUUAUCUGAGGUGAGUGAGGAAAUGUGUCUCUUUUGGCUUUCUUUUCUGUUUAGCUGAAAGAAGUUAUCACCUUAAGAGGAGGUUUUUCACUAGUCUGGUAGUCACAGGCUCUAUUUUUUUAAGCAUGACACUGCUACCUCCUCCACUUCAGCUUUCAGAUCUGUCUGUCAGCAGUCCAUUUUUGCAUUAAUAGGCUUGACCUUGAUAGAUUUGACUUCAUGGAAGUUCCUACUGAAGACAGCAGGAUUACUUCUGUGUAUAAGCAUGUGGCGACAAAUGACUGUUGAAAACGAGCAGUUUCUCUUCUAAAGGUACCAAAUGAAAAUAAACCUCACAAGCUCCUGUAACACAAGUAAUGCUAAAAACAUUUUGUAGAUUUUCAGUUAUUUUUUAAGUGAAAAUUCCACUUUUAGCACUUUCUUCUGCGCUUUGAAAAGGGAUGCUUUUGAUAUGUAGUUGCGCUGGGUGCUUCAUGAAAUGUUGGACAUUAUAAGAACAUCCACUGUCCAAAUGCAGUCAGUCAGAGGUGGAUUUUUUUGUCAAAAGCUUAAAACUCCACUAUAAGCCUGUGCAUUUUGCCAAAUGUGCUUCUGUUUUUAUGAGGAUGAAACUAGAUUAUUAUGUAAGAUUUGAGCUGAAUUUUUAGUAAGGAAAGUUGUAUGAAGAUGUUCUUGCAGUAAAUGGUAAAGAUGAUGCUGAUCUCUAGGGAUGUCAGAGCUCUCAGGGAUAAAAAUAGGUGCUACAUACUGUCAAGAGACAGAUUUGACCGUCUUUUCGGGGCUAAGUGUAAAACACUUUUUAGGGUCAAAUUCUAUGAAAAAUCAGAAGUACACACAAAUUGUAGUAAGGGCUGCUGCAUGUUUGAUUUCUUUCUCGACUGCUCUGACAGGAGAUUUUUUUGGCCAGCGAAUCUCUGUAGUCAUGGACUAGCAGCUCUUCUCUAAGAACAUAAAGUCAGAGGCCCAUUCAUUGUAAAGAUGUCACUGACUUAGCAGGCUUAACUGUCGGCUGCAAAUCACUCCUCACCCUGUUCCAUGAGGGAGUAGCUCCAUGAUACACAGGGGAGUGUUGCAUAGCUUUUCUGCAGCCUGCACAGCUGUGCUCUCCUUUUCCUGCUGAUCCCUAUGAGGCUCAGGAAAAGUUCUAUGCCUUAGUAUUGCUGUCAUUGUGAUACCUUUUGCACAAGUGAAUGAUAAAACCUACAAGUGCUGGGUGCUAUAUCUAGAAAAACAUUUAAUUCAAAGCAGGUGAGCAAGGCAGAGUUCCUGUAAUUUCUGUGGAUGAAAAACUGCUCUAAGUUAUCAUUAACAUUUAGGAAAAAAGUAAAUUAGUAACAAAAAAAAAGUAAAAUAAAUGUGUAAUAAAAUAGAAAAAAAACCUUCUGGUAUUUUGAGAAAUGUAUUUUUGGCUCCUCUAGUAAUCCUGUAUAUCUGUGUAGCGACUGCUACAUUUUUCUUGUUGGCGCAGCUGUUGAAGUUGAGUGGCUCAUAGAUUUCAAUGGCCUCUGGACCAAACUUGGGAACUGCCGGGUCAUUUAUCAUGCAAGCUGGCUGUGUAAUGAGACCUCAGUUUUACUAUCAGCAUUACUAAAACCCUGGACAUAAAAUGGUGAACUCAUUACUACAUUUCAAUAGGUAGUUCAAGUUAUUAAUUUAAAAGAAACAACACUUCGGUUGCUAAGAACUCUGUGCUUUAGAUUUAAGUUUGGGGAUUUUUUUUUUUUUUCAAUACUGUAAAGACCUGCAAGAUGUAAAAUUCCUGAAGUUCUUCCCGAUAUUGUGGGAAUUAAAAUGGGCUUAUUGCCAAUGAAAGCUUGAGCCCUUAAAGCAUGAAUACUCACGUCUGUUUUAAAUUUAAGUACAGAUUACAAGAAUUAACCAAAAGAAUGCAGCAAGAAUGUACACGCAUGAAGUUACAGCAUUCAAAGAAAAAAGUAGCUGAGAUAACUUGGAAGAAAUUCUCUUGCAAAAGGACAAAAUGUUGGAAGUGGAGAGUGAGGAUUUGAGGAAUGGCUGAAGGCAUUUGGAGGAUUUGGAAAAUUUUGUACCCACAGUAGACCCGCUAGAAGGGUUUGAUUCAUAUGGUAUGUUUUUCAUGGCAUGGUAGGGUGAGUGAAUGUGUAGUCAUAGGUGUUAUUUUUACUGGCUUUUUAAAAUGUGAUUUUUGAAAUUCCAAGGAUUUUUCCAGAGGCUCUGUUAUCUUCACGUAGCUUCCUUACCAAAUGUAUUUUAUGCAAUCUGUCAGCUCAGUUUCUGUUUACUUAUUAAAGGUCAGAUUUUUCAAACUGUGGUCUCUGGUUUUACACAUGUAGAGGGAAGAGGCAGACAUGCAAUUUUGCAGUGGUUUCUAAUGGAUGCGGGUAAGAUGAUUUGAAAGUCUAAAUACUUUAUGAAUGCAGCCAGGUAUUUAUGGUAGGUGAGAACUGCACCAGGUUAAGGCUGGUCUGAAAAUCAGGCCCUUGAAAUGUGGAAUUUAGGAUGGACUUAGAAAUUAUGUGGUGAUGCAGCACUUGCAAUACAGUGAUAUCAACACUUCAGUGAACCUCUAAUACCAGGCUAAGGUAGGGGAAAAAAUCUUCAAUUUUUAAUAGCUGUUGCAAACCUAUCUGUUAAAAAAAAAAAGAAUAAAGUUCAUAGCAAGAUCCUGUUGGGGACUAGUUAACUUGGUGCAUUCUCUCGGCAUCACACAUGUUACUUUAAGGUCUACAGGGGCUGAGAAAAGAAGGGUUUCUUAACUUCAAUGAGCAUUUCAAAAAACAGUUGCUAAAUGGCCUUUGGUUUUAUUCUUUGCUCUUUUCCACAUGAUGCUACAUUCAACAGUGAAGAAUAACCUCCAGUUUAUUUGUUCUUUAGAAGUCCAUUCUUCAGCUCUAAUUAGGGAAUGAAAAUAGAAAUCAAAUGCAAAAAAACCUAAAGAAUAGAGUUUACAACAGAUCCAGCCUGUGACAAGUUAGAGAGCAAGUCUGUAGAUACCACAAUGUUAUUUUGGUUCAGCUAUGCAGCAGUCAAAACUACCAAAUUAUUAAUUUUAUGAGCACAGUUUCAGAAGGUGCCUAGCCUUUAUAAAGGGAAUUUAAAUGCUAUUUUUCCAUUUGGAAAUAUUUAGGUAAGAUUAAGAGCCUUUUAAAAUACUUUAAAGACUUUGCAAAUGCCAUUAAAUUUUAGAAUGGUAGGAAACUUGAUGGAGAAAAAAACACAUAAAAUCCUCCAGUCUGUCUCCUUACUAGUCCUGUAUUGUGACAGACAAGGUGUAUAUGCUCCUCACAAAGACACCGUAAGUUGCUUUGAAAUGCCCAACAUAUCUGUCCUUUUUAUGGAAAUUUUAGAGGCUUGACCUGGCAAAGCAGUAAGUAUGUACACUCCUGCACAUUGCUGAAAUCUCUUCAGCUAAAGCACAUCGGUGUUGGAAGUCCUUUCAGUACUUUUUUACGACUGAGUCCUUGAUGUCAGAGGAGUGCAGGUUCUGGCUCCAUUUCCUUCCUUUUUCAUGUGAGCCAGUAUGCAAGGAUUUAAAUGGGACUUUGUUUAAACAGUAGCAAACAUGAAGUAUCAUUUUCUAGUACUAAGCUAGUGGUUAACGUCUGGUUUUGCUGUCUUGCCACCAAUACUGUAAAAAUGUAUAAUCAAAACAGCUUUAAGUCUUGUAAAACUGAAAUUGGUUUGUAAAACAAUGUACAAAUUGUGUUUCAUAGAAAAGCUUGUAUUACUGAAUGUAAUAUAUGUGAAAUGAAUAUAUUAUAGUCUAUUUUUGCCAUGGAAAUAAAUAUUUGAAGCAACUAUGAGUUUUUAUUGUUCCAUUAUUAAAAUAAAAGUCAGUGAACUUAGUUUUAAUGUGUAGUCCAAGGUUGGUACUUGACCUUCUGUAAACAAAGCUGUUAUCCCUCUUCUGAAGUGCUGCACGUACUCUCCUGUACCUCAGUACAAAGAUAAAACUUGUACCAUCAAAUGCUAAUAGCCAUUACCUUUGUGGCAGGAAGGUCUUGUGCCCUGCUACCACUAUCCUAUCAUUAUAGUUUAUAAUGUUUUGCAUUUUCUAAAGCUAUUUUUAGUACUGUGUAGUCAAUUUCUGUGUAACCUUGAAG